Molecule: messenger RNA, 1977 nt
Organism: Leptopilina heterotoma
Lineage: Eukaryota; Metazoa; Arthropoda; Insecta; Hymenoptera; Figitidae
Product: ATP-dependent DNA helicase pif1-like
Exons: 1
Coding region: 1-1977 (658 amino acids)
Biological process (GO): DNA repair; telomere maintenance
Molecular function (GO): DNA helicase activity
Source: RefSeq, a predicted model, not a curated record
AUGGCGUUUUUCAAACUUUGUCAGGUAGAUAAUUUCGCUAAAACUCUAUUGUACUGUGAAGUACCUUCGUAUUACACUUUCAAUAAAUCCGAUGGUCGAUUUGUUAGAAGAAAAAGAGGUAAAUGUGUGACAGGUCACAUUGGAGUCUUCAGAGACCCUGCAAUUGGUAGGGUCUAUACUAUCCAUCCUCAAAAUAGUGAGUGUUUUCAUCUUCGCUUGCUUCUUUAUAAUGUUCGAGGUCCAACUUCUUUUGAAGAUAUUAAAACAGUCUUGGGAAAAAUUCAUCCAACAUUCAAAGCUGCUUGCAAGGUUUUAGGUCUUUUGGAAGAUGAUGUUCAUUGGGAGGACGCAUUAAGAGAAGCUGCUUUAUGUAACAGUUCAAAAAAAUUGAGAGAAUUGUUUGCUAUCAUGGUAGUAUUCUGUGACUUAAGUGAUCCUACAGAUUUAUGGCUCAAGUUUCGUGAUUCACUUGCAGAAGACUAUUUCAGAGAUGCGCAAAGAUCAAUUUUAAGUACCACUUUUGAGAAUGCUCCUCACCUAUAUGGUUUGUGCUUGGCAAAUAUAGAAGAGGUAACUAUGCGAAUUGGACAUAAGACUCUAAAUGACUGUCAUCUUCCUUCACCAUCUGUAACGUGUCAGCAGGGGAAUGCAGAUUUUAUUAGAGAGACGAGUACGAGUUAUAAUGUAAGUGAGCUUUUGUCAUUUGUAAGUGAAAACGAGCCUAAACUUUCAAAUGAACAAAUCGCUGUGUAUGAGAGUGUACUCUUUAGCAUUAAUUCUGAUUCAUCGCAAAUGUUUUUCCUUGAUGCUCCUGGUGGAACUGAAAAAACAUUUUUAAUAAAACUGAUUCUUGCUAAAGUUCGAAGUCAAGGUAAAAUUGCUAUUGCUGUUGCGUCUUCAGGAAUCGCAGCCACACUUCUUCCUGGUGGACGAACUGCGCAUUCCAUGUUCAAAAUACCCAUUAACAUUGAACAAAUGGAAACUCCAGUAUGCUCUGUGUCUAGGAACUCUCCGGUGGCCGAAGUGCUUAAGGAAUGUGCUCUUAUUGUAUGGGAUGAAUGCACAAUGGCUCACAAAAAGAGCAUUGAAGCAUUAGACCGUACUCUUAAGGAUAUUCGUUGCAACACUUCUGACAUGGGAGGUUUAACGAUAUUGUUUUCUGGCGAUUUUCGUCAAACCCUUCCAGUAAUCACUAGAGGAACAAGAGCAGAUGAAAUUAAUGCAUGUAUUAAAAAAUCUUUUAUUUGGACAAAAAUAAGUCGCGUUUCUCUCUCAACUAAUAUGAGAGUACAACUUCAAGGAGAGCAAGAGGCUCAACAAUUUUCUGAUCUUUUGUUGAAAAUUGGCCAAGGGGAUGUAGAAGAUAACAAUGGAUUUAUCGAUGUGCCCUCAUCUCUUUGUACUACAGUUACAUCUCAGGAAGAAUUAAUUAACAACGUAUUUCCACCUACGAAUGAACAAGCAGCUCUUAUUAAUAAAAAAAUAUUGUCUUCUUUUGAGGCGGAAGAAAGAAAAUAUCUUUCAAUAAACACACCUAUGAAUGGUGACAACUUCAUUCAUUGCCCUGUAGAAUUGUUGGAAUCAGUAAUUGCUCCAGGGCUGCCAGCUCACGAGUUAAUUAUCAAAAUCGGAGCACCGAUAAUGCUUCUGAGAAAUAUUAAUCCUCCCAAGUUGUGUAAUGGCACACGUCUUAGAGUAAAGGCUUUGCACAGAUUUGUAAUAGAGACUGACAUUCUAACAGGUUGUGCAGCUGGAGAAAGUGUUUUUAUACCGCGUAUUCCUCUUAUACCCAGUAAUUAUCCAUUCGAGUUCAAACGUUUACAGUUUCCAAUUAGCAUUUGUUUCGCUAUGACAGUUAAUAAAUCUCAAGGACAGACGUUAUCAACAGCAGGAAUUGAUGUUAGUACGGUUGAAUGUUUCUCACACGGGCAAUUUUAUGUAGCAUGUUCAAGAGUUUCAUACUUGCACAUUUUCUAA